Messenger RNA from Erinaceus europaeus (western European hedgehog), 1792 nucleotides. RefSeq lists its product as uncharacterized. The coding region runs from base 1 to 1779 and encodes 592 amino acids. Gene Ontology annotation, molecular function: DNA binding. Lineage: Eukaryota; Metazoa; Chordata; Mammalia; Eulipotyphla; Erinaceidae. The record is from RefSeq and is a predicted model, not a curated record. The transcript has 6 exons.
AUGGCUCAGGCCCCGUCGCCCGGCGGCCCCGGGACCCGGCGCUUAAGCUUCUGGGGCCCCCCGACCCAGCGCCAGACCGACACUCCGACCGCCCUCCCGAUGUCCUUGCCGACCACCUUCCCCUCGGUGGCCUCGAGGACGGUCGAGAUGUCCCAGGGCCCGGAGCCGCCUCCGCCAGACCGCCCGCCGGGCCUAGGCCGCGACCACCAGCCGGACGGCGCUGGGGAGCCAGGCGCCCACACACGUGGUGGGGUCACCGCGGACAUCGACCAGGAGCCCGAGCCCGAUCCCGAGCCCGAGCCCGAUCCCGAGCCGGAGCCGGAGCCGGAUCAGGGCCCAGCAUCAGAGGAGCAGGCCGAGGGGCCCCGCCGUCCCAACUUCAACGCCCAGCAGCUGGAGGAGCUGGAGCGCAUUUUCCAGCACAACCACUACCCCAGCUCUAUGCUGCGAUGGGACCUCUCGAGACGCAUGGAAGUGUCUAUCUCCAAAGUGACGGUCAGUGAGUCUGGCCGGACAGGAGGGGAGGAGGUGCCCCGGCAGCAAACAGCAGAGCAGGAGCCCGGCUGUGUGGAGCCCAGCCUGCGGGGGCGGUGGAGGAGCAGAGUCCCGGGGCGUGGCUGUCCUGCCCGUGUGCCCGUGUGCCCGUGUGCCCGUGUGCCCGUCCUAGAGUGUCCACAGGCCCGGGAGGACGGCGCCAAGUCCCCGGAGAGCCAGCCGUCAGAGGAGAGUCAAGUGGAGAAGACGCCAGAGGGUGCUGCAGCUGAGAGCCCACCGCAACCAGCACAGGGCUCAGAACAGGGCAGCCAUCUACAACCAGAACCAGAGACACCAGCCCCUGGCCCAGGCGCAGGCCCAACCCCUGGCCCAACCCAUGGCCCAGCCCCUGGCCCAGCCCCUGGUCCAGCCCCUGGUCCAGCCCCUGGCCCAUCCCCUGGUCCAGCCCCUGGUCCAGCCCCUGGCCCAGCCCCUGGCCCAGCCCCUGGCCCAGCCCCUGGUCCAGCCCCUGGCCCAGCCCCUGGUCCAGCCCCUGGCCCAGCCCCUGGCCCAGCCCCUGGCCCAGCCUCUGGCCCAGCCCCUGGCUCUGCCCCUGGCCAUGCCCUUGCCUCAGCCCCAGCUUCAGCAGCCCCUGGCCCAGCCUCAGCCUCUGGCCCUGCCCCAGCCCCAGGCCCAGGCCCAGCUCCAGGCCCCAGGGCGGCAGGAGCCCCUCUGGAUCUGUAUGGUCUCUCAGCCUCUGAUGGUCUGGCCUCCAGUGCCCAUGGGCCCCGGCCUAAAUGCCCCCUAUGCAGGCCCUGUGGCUCCUUGUUUCCAUCCUCCCUUCCAGGCUCCUUUUGCUCCUCAGGGCCCUCCUCAUGUGGGCGCUCAGGGCCCUCCUGUGGGCCAUGCUCCAGUGGCUGCUCCAGUUCCUCCUCGCAAUGCUGCUGGCUUCCCCCCGCCCUUCCUUCCUCCCUACCCUCCCCUCUACCCACCUCAGGCCAACCCUCCAGGCCUCCCUCCCUACCCUCCUGUGUUGCCUCCUGCAGGGCAGCCCCUCUUCCUUCCUCCCAUGGCCCCCUUUGCUGCUGGGCCCGUGUUUCCAACCCCUCUGCCUCCAUGCUGCCUGGCUGCCCUAGCCAGUUCCUGGUACUAUACUGGCAACGGGGCUGCUAUGGCCCCUCCCUACAGAGGGAGGAUUCCGUGACCUGGCUGCCACCAAGGCCCAGAGCCUGCUCCACAUUCUGUGCCAGAAAGCACAGCCAGCCAGCCAGCCAGUGUCCUUCCAGACUGUGUGUCUUUAAAUAAAGCACAAACUCUG